AUGACAGGAAAAAAAGAAAAAUCCAAGGAGAGAAAGGAAAAGAGACUCCAAGAGAUUUCUCUUCUCAGGACCAUUCCUUAUUCUGAUCAUCAGAGGUGGUGGUCAGAAGAAACUAUUGCUGUAGUAACUGGUGCUAAUAGAGGAAUCGGGUUUGAGAUUGCAAGACAACUUGCUGGGCAUGGAUUGACAGUAAUACUAACAUCAAGGGACACUAGCGUCGGCAUUGAAGCAGCCAAGGUCUUACAAGAAGGGGGUUUCAAUGUGGAUGUCCAUCAGCUCGAUGUCUUGGAUCAUGAAUCAAUUUCAGCGUUUAUUGAAUGGAUAAAAGAAAAAUAUGGUGGCAUUGAUAUUCUGGUAAAUAACGCAGGUGUUAACUACAAUCUUGGGUCUGAAAAUUCGGUGGAAUUCGCUAGGCAGGUUGUUGAUACCAAUUAUUAUGGCACCAAACGUAUGAUUAAAGCAAUGAUACCAUUGAUGAGACCUUCUGCUGCUGGUGCUCGUAUCGUUAAUGUGAGCUCACGGCUAGGUAAACUAAAUGGCCGGCGCAAUAGAAUUGAAGAUGAAACUUUGAGAAAAGAACUAAACGGUUUGGACACUCUCUCUGAGGAAUUGAUUGAUAGGACACUGUCUACUUUCCUACAACAAGUUGAAGAUGGCACUUGGGAAUUAGGUGGAUGGCCUAAGGCUUUCACUGACUACUCAGUAUCUAAACUUGCUGUUAAUGCUUACACUAGGGUGGUGGCAAAGGAACUCUCUGAUCGGCCAGAAGGUGAAAAGAUAUAUAUCAACUGUUACUGCCCAGGAUGGGUGAAGACUGCAAUGACAGGUUGGGCAGGCAGUAUUUCAGCUGAAGAUGCGGCUGACACUGGAGUCUGGCUUGCCCUCCUUCCAGACGAGGCAGUAACAGGAAAAUUUUUUGCGGAGAGACGGGAAGUGAACUUCUGA
Molecule: messenger RNA, 945 nt
Organism: Durio zibethinus
Lineage: Eukaryota; Viridiplantae; Streptophyta; Magnoliopsida; Malvales; Malvaceae
Product: short-chain dehydrogenase/reductase 2-like
Cellular component (GO): membrane
Molecular function (GO): oxidoreductase activity, acting on the CH-OH group of donors, NAD or NADP as acceptor
Source: RefSeq, a predicted model, not a curated record